Molecule: messenger RNA, 1629 nt
Organism: Penicillium manginii
Lineage: Eukaryota; Fungi; Ascomycota; Eurotiomycetes; Eurotiales; Aspergillaceae
Product: cytochrome P450
Exons: 7
Coding region: 1-1629 (542 amino acids)
Molecular function (GO): oxidoreductase activity, acting on paired donors, with incorporation or reduction of molecular oxygen; heme binding; monooxygenase activity
Source: RefSeq, a predicted model, not a curated record
AUGGAUCCGUGGUCGCUAAGUGCUUUCGCGAGCGGCGCGACAGCACACCUUCUCCUCUACCGCCAUGGCGAAUGGGACGUGAAGUCACUUGGUAUUUUCCAGAGUUACGGACUCCUUCUAAUCGCUCUAAGCGUCCUCGAGCGCAUGAACGUACUGGAAACCCUUUUGGACACUGCCAUGCCGACAAAUUGGGCCUUCAGAGCUCUCGGAUAUCACAUCCUGGGCCUCUACUCGAGCAUGUUAUUUUAUCGCGCCUUUUGGCACCGUCUAUCCAGCUUCCCUGGUCCGUUUCUCGCCAGGUUGUCAAACUUCUAUGUCACUGGGCUGUCGGCGAAAAAGUUCCAGCUCUACGAGGAAGUCGAGAAAUUGCAUCAAAAGCAUGGCGAUUAUGUUCGGCUAGGACCCACUGAACUGUCGAUCACUGACCCCCUGGCUGUCAAGGCGCUAUAUAGUAGUGCGGCGAAGGUGAGCAAGGGGCCUUGGUACACGGUCCUAGAGCCGAAGGUUUCUCUCCAAAUGGUGCGAGAUAAGAAAGAGCAUGCUCGGAGAAGGAAAGUCUGGGAUCAGGGAUUCAGUUCAAAAGCACUUCGGGAUUAUGAACCUCGCGUCACUCAUUAUACAGAUCAGCUAAUUGCCGCGAUCGAAAGGUCUGCCGGCAAGCCCAUGAACAUGACAGCAUGGUUCAAUUACUACAGCUUCGACAUCAUGGGUGAUCUUUCAUUUGGGAAAUCAUUCAAUAUGCUGGUUGAUGGGAAGGAGGCCUAUAUACUGAAGCAGCUGCACACAGAUAUGCAAAGCGUCGGCCUAUUUAGCCAUUUGACAUGGUUAUUCCCAUUCUUCAAGAGAACACCCGGCCUGAACGCAGAUUACCUUCGAUUCUGGAAAUUCAUUGGCGAGCAAGUUGACGAACGAAUCAAGAACGCACCGGAUCGCCCGGACGUCUUCUCAUGGAUUCUCGACGCAUUUCAGAAUGGCCCGAAAACGAAGCAGGAUCAUAUUGACCUUUAUGGUGAUGCCUAUCUCAUUAUUGUUGCUGGAAGUGAUACAACCGCAGCAACGCUGACCAGCAUGUUCUUCCAUAUCGCAAGCGAGCCGAGAAUACAAAAAGAGCUCCAGGCAGAGCUUGAUGCCCUACCAGCUCUGUCGCAGGAACAGUUGGCAGGCGUCAAGCUGUUAGACGCUCUAAUUAAUGAAACUCUGCGUCUGCAUCCUGCCGUUCCUUCGGGAACUCAACGCUUGACACCCCCCGAGGGUAUUUCUAUCGGCGAUCGGUAUAUUCCCGGUGACGUGAUGGUCUGCAUUCCCACACACACAAUGUUCAGAGAUCUGCGCAUCUUCGAGCGACCCCAGGAAUUUCUCCCCGAGAGAUGGACUACACAACCGGACCUGGUCAAGGACGCUUCUGCUUUUAUCCCUUUCAAUGCCGGACCAUAUGCCUGCGUCGGAAAGCAACUUGCCCUGAUGGAGCUUCGGCGUGUUGUUGCGGAAGUUUUCACAAAAUAUGAUGUUUCGUUUGCACCGGGACAGACGGAGUCUGCUUUCCUCGAGGCUAAGAAGGAUACCUUUACCUUGGUGACUGGUCCACUGAAUAUGGUAUUUACCCCAAGAAAGAAAGACAGCACGGCUUGA